This is a messenger RNA of Linum tenue, 2010 nucleotides long. Lineage: Eukaryota; Viridiplantae; Streptophyta; Magnoliopsida; Malpighiales; Linaceae. The record is from the annotation of a GenBank genome assembly.
CAACUAGUAUUAUACUCUACUGUGUCCGCGAGAGUCACUGGGAGAAAUCGUCAACAACAGCGCGUGGUAACAAAACACAAAUUUGGUUGCAUAUUAGAGGUAGUUAGGCCGGCAGCAACACUUUUUUUUGUUGUCAUCAUCGUAAAUUUCCCACCUCUUUCUUAUCCCAAUCAAAUCAACUACCUCUCAUCUCAUGACGGUGAAAACCCAUUCUUCCCGCAUCUGCUGGCCUUUCCGUAGCAGCAGGAGCAAUCAAUCCUUGUCUUUUCCCUCUCGAAUGAAUCAAAAAUGCAUUCAUCAUCUUCUUCUCCUUAUUCCCUCUAAUUCUGGCAAUAAAUCACCCAGCUUGCCGAAUAUGCAGCCGAGAUCUCUGCCGAGUAUGACUUUAUGUCAUCCAGGUUCGUUAUUCUAAUGGCGGAGCGACCUGCAAGUUCGCCUGGUCUUCCACCAGUCGAUACCGGCAUUCUAUCUUCCUUCCCUGUUUUCACAAGUUCUCCCGUCAAACAGCGGACCAAUGGGUUGUUCGCGGCAGAACAGCCGUCGGGGGAACAUUUCCGGCGCGAUAAUCCGGCCCAUAGAUCAGGCGGCGGUGAUUCGAGGCACGCGAUGAGAUACUUGUGGUUGGGUCUCGUGGUCGGGAUAGCAGCUCUGUUGGUGGUUGUCGCACUCGCUGUAGCUUGCAGGAAGAGGCUUUUCGGGGAUGGAAUUGUGAAGCGGAGAAAAGUUGGUUGUCUUAGGAAGCUUAAAAGCCGAGAAACUGAACCUGAGGAGGUUUCAGCUGGAGGAGCUGGACAAGGCUACAAACAACUUCAGUGAGGAGCGUUUGUUGGGUUCUGGAGCUUUCGGCAAUGUUUAUAAAGGGUUCUUCGAAGACGAAGGGAUUACUCUGGCUGUCAAGAAAGCUCAUCCAAAUUCUUUCCUGAGUGAUGAGGAGUUCCUGAACGUGAUUCUACUCUCCAAAGUCAGGCACAGGAACUUGGUUUCCUUGGUGGGAUUCUGUAAAGAAACAGGAGGAGCCACAAUACUGGUCUAUGAGUAUGCACCCAAUGGUUCUUUGCUGGAGUACAUGACAGGUAAAAGAGGAAGGCAGUACUUAACUUGGCAGCAAAGGGUGAAUAUAGCCAUUGGUGCAGCUAAAGGAAUAGCUCACUUGCACGACGGAAUCCAGCCAAGCAUAAUCCACCGUGAUAUCAAACCUAGCAACAUCCUGAUAGGGGAGGACUUUGAGAGCAAGGUUUCGGAUUUCGGGCUGGUAAAAUCAGGGCCGACAGGGGACCAGACCCACGUCAGCACCCAGAUCAAAGGCACUGCUGGAUACCUUGAUCCUGCAUAUUGUUCAAGUUGCCACUUGAGCCAUUUCAGUGAUGUGUAUAGUUUCGGGGUGAUCCUUCUGCAGCUUGUUAGCGCUCGGCCUGCAGUCGACGCAUCCAGAAGGAAUUCCAAUUACCAUGUCAUUGACUGGGCAAGACCAUACUUAGAGAAGGGAGAUGUUGAAGAUAUAUUGGAUGCUAACUUAUUGAUACAACCCUGCAACAUGGAGAUGAUGUUGAAGAUGGGGCAACUUGGCCUAAGAUGUGUAGUGAAGACCCCCAAAAAUCGGCCUACGAUGGCCGAGGUGUGUUACGAGUUGCAAGAGGGUUUGUUCCUAACUACCAGAGUGGCUCCUGGGGGAUCAUUGCGCUGCUCUACUCGGUCUAUCGAGAAACUCGGAGAAUCGUCACAAAGCAUUGUUACUAAUGGAGAUCAUGGAGUUAGUCUUGAGAAAUUUAAGGUGGAUGAUAUGGAAAGUGAUUCUUUUGAAGCCACAAGCUUUAGGUUCUUUGAGGCUACUAGUGUGGACAUUGAUCUUAUUAAGGAUAAUUUGUAUGGAAUUGUUGAGCACCCUAAGUAAGAUAAUGAUUUCGGAUCCAAUUGUAUUUAUAUAUUCUAUAUGAAUGUUGCUCCUGAUUGUGGUUAAAAGAAUGGAUAGAUGCUAUGUGUUUUAUAAUAAUAGCAUCUAAUCAUAUGCGC